Molecule: messenger RNA, 870 nt
Organism: Caenorhabditis elegans
Lineage: Eukaryota; Metazoa; Nematoda; Chromadorea; Rhabditida; Rhabditidae
Gene: bra-1
Product: MYND-type domain-containing protein
Exons: 4
Coding region: 23-574 (183 amino acids)
Biological process (GO): negative regulation of DNA-templated transcription; regulation of transcription elongation by RNA polymerase II; chromatin organization
Cellular component (GO): nucleus; chromosome
Molecular function (GO): histone H3 reader activity; zinc ion binding; transcription corepressor activity
Source: RefSeq, marked reviewed
AGAAACACAGUUAUUUACAGAAAUGUCGGAAGAAGCUGAAGCUGGACCAUCGCCAAAAGUUAAUGGGGAAAAUGGAAACGGAACAAAUACGUUCGACGACUUGUACGUGGAUGACAAAAUGCGUCGAAUGAUUGUCGACCUUCAGCGUCAAUGGCUCACGGAUUAUCACGAUAGCCGCGAGAAAUCUCUCGUUGCUCUAACUGAAAAACUCCAUCAAGAAUUCAUGGAAGAUCAGGAGCGAGUCCGUCGCGAUUUGUUGGUUCAGUUCAAGAUAGAGCUCGACCAGACAAAGGAAGAGCUGGAGAAGAAGCACGCGGAGAAUCUCAAGGAGGAGAUUGAAAAGCUGUCGGAAAAACACCAAAGGGAACUUGCUGUCGCUAAGAAGAAGCAGUGGUGCUGGCAAUGCAACAGCGAGGCAAUCUAUCAUUGCUGCUGGAACACUGCUUAUUGCAGCGUUGAAUGCCAACAAGGACACUGGCAGAUUCAUCGCAAGUUCUGCCGCAGAAAGAAGAGCAACGGUGGAGCCCCAGGACCAGUUCAGCCAAUUGCUGAGCCUACUCAAAGUCAACAAUGAUUGAAACUUAAAUAAUAUGCUAUCUGCGAGCCGGAGGCCCUUUGAAAAGUAACAAAGCUUGUGUCAGGUUUUCGAAGUUUAUCUCAUCACACAUCCCGUUUUCUGUGUUACUACUGUAUAUCUUCUCUCCAAUAACAUGCAAUAUUUUUCUAUAAUCCCAUGACAACAACAAUUUUAAGAUCUUCUAUAUAAAUCCUGUUAAUUAGGAAUUUGGAUCAAUUUCGGAGAGAUCUCAAACUUGUGUUAAUUCCUUCGAGAAAUAAUCAAGAAAUUAUGUGAAUAAAGUUUAUUUUGAU